UUAUUAGAUUCCAAUCUGAUAAAAAAGCAAAAUGUGCAAAUUUUGUCGUGGGGACCUUACCAGUCGUAAAGAAUGCGGUAUUUGGGCCAUCGCCAUAAUAAUAAUAUGUGCCGUUAUUAUUUCAUAUGUGUCUACCCGUGAAACCUUUAACAUAUACCACAAAAUCGUAGUUGGGGGAGGCAGCUUUGCAAUUUUAGCUGCAAUAUUCCUUCUGAUUGGGGCCAUCUUGGAAAACCGUUUUCUUGUGUGGAUUUGGGUGGCUAUUAUUAUUCCGGUAGUUGUUACAAUUACUACCGUAUAUGUAAUCAAGUUGUGCAGAGAAUGGGAGAUCAUCACAGAUCGGGCUAAGAUAUACACCAUUAUUUGUUUAAUAAUUUGUCCAUGUUUCUGUGCGUAUCAGGUUUUCAUCACAGUAGUAUACGCAUUGAAAUUGAAAAGAACAAGAAGUGAAGUUGAAGACCGUGCGGGUGUAUAUUUUGUGAGGUGCCUUUGACUUUAAUAUUUCAAUGUAUAUUAAUUGAAUUUGUAAAACUGUAUGUGUGCUUUUCGAAACCAUUUU
Messenger RNA from Drosophila mauritiana, 559 nucleotides. RefSeq lists its product as uncharacterized. Bases 32 to 493 code for a protein of 153 amino acids. Lineage: Eukaryota; Metazoa; Arthropoda; Insecta; Diptera; Drosophilidae. The record is from RefSeq and is a predicted model, not a curated record. The transcript is spliced from 4 exons.